AUGCACGGGCGAGUGACGGACCCUUUCUUCGUCCUUUACUACCCUAUUCUGGGAGCUGUUGGAGUUCCAGGUAACUUGGUGACGAUUGGGAUCCUGUUCCGCGGAAGAUGCGGUCUCUCCCGUUGCAUCACUUGGUAUUUACUAUCGAUGGCGCUGACCGAUCUUCUGGUCCUCAUGACGGCGGUGAUUUUGAACCGGACCACCACCAUUUAUUUCCCUGCCUCCUUCCUCUCUAUCACUCCAGUCUGUAGCGUCAAAGUCGCUCUGUCCUACGCGGUCAGGGACAGCUCCGUCUGGUUAACGGUCGCGUUCACUUUCAAUCGAUUCGUCGUCAUUAGUUGCCAAAAGCUGAGACAAAAAUACUGCACGGAGAGAAUGGCGGUUGUUGUAAUAGCGUCAGUCUGCAUUGUGAGCUUUGUGAGAAAUAUACCGACUUACUUCGAAUUUCGACCUUUAUAUAUGGACGACGGUGUUCCUUGGUACUGCAUGAUCAAGUCAAGUUACUACACUGAUCCUUUUUGGAAAAUGUUUGAUACUCUCGACCAGAUUAUUAACCCCUGUGCCCCCUUCGUCCUGCUGUUACUGCUCAACCUUCUGACGGUCAGGGAUAUCCUGGCGGCCAACAGAGCCCGCAAGAGGCUCCGGGUCCAGAGUCACGGGGAGCAUAAGAGAGACCCCGAGAUGGUGAACCGUAAGAAAUCCAUCAUUUUGCUCUUCAGUAUUUCAGGAAAUUUCAUCGUGCUCUGGGCCACACACGUUGUCAAUUUCUUGUCCGUUAAAAUAAGCAAACGUAGUUAUGCAUCGGGGUCGAUUCUGCAAGAAAGCGCGAACGCGUUGCUGCUUCUCAGCUGUUGCACCAACACGUGUAUUUACGCGGGGACUCAGAAGAAAUUCAGAGAGGAAUUCAGAAAUGCAAUAACAUACCCAUUGAGAGUGAUUAAAGUACUAAGAGAUGGAACCACCCGAUUUAAUUGCAAAUUUUGA
Messenger RNA from Leucoraja erinaceus (little skate), 984 nucleotides. RefSeq names its product probable G-protein coupled receptor 139. Gene Ontology annotation, cellular component: membrane. Gene Ontology annotation, biological process: G protein-coupled receptor signaling pathway. The transcript is spliced from 2 exons. NCBI's taxonomy places the organism in Eukaryota, Metazoa, Chordata, Chondrichthyes, Rajiformes, Rajidae. The record is from RefSeq and is a predicted model, not a curated record. The coding region runs from base 1 to 984 and encodes 327 amino acids. Gene Ontology annotation, molecular function: G protein-coupled receptor activity.